Messenger RNA from Salvelinus fontinalis (brook trout), 1713 nucleotides. RefSeq names its product peripherin-2-like. Gene Ontology annotation, biological process: visual perception. The transcript has 3 exons. Lineage: Eukaryota; Metazoa; Chordata; Actinopteri; Salmoniformes; Salmonidae. The coding region runs from base 1 to 1032 and encodes 343 amino acids. The record is from RefSeq and is a predicted model, not a curated record. Gene Ontology annotation, cellular component: membrane.
AUGGUGUUGAUGAAGGUAAAGUUUGACUUGCCGAAGCGGGUGAAGCUUGCUCAGGGCCUGUGGCUCGUGUACUGGCUAGCAGUGAUGACCGGCAUUCUGGUCUUCAGUCUGGGGCUGUUCUUUAAGAUCGAGCUCCGGAAGAGGAGUGAGAUGAUGGACAACAACGAGAGCCAUUUUGUGCCCAACCUGUUGAUUCUAGUUGGCCUAGCUGCUUGCGGGGUAAACGUUUUUGGCGGCAAGGUGUGCCACGACUCUCUGGAUGCUUUGAAGUUCGCCAAGUGGAAGCCCAUGGUCAAGGGCUACCUGAUGGGCUGCUUCGGUUUCAACAUCCUCCUGUUCUUCACAGCUCUGCUGUGCUUCUGCAUGCAGUUCCAGUUGUACUUUUCCCUGGCUGAGGGUCUGAAGAAUGGGAUAAAAUACUACAAGGAUACGGACACACCUGGACGCUGCUUCAUGAAGAGGACGCUGGACAUGACCCAGAUUGAGUUCCGCUGCUGUGGCAACAACAACUAUAGGGAUUGGUUUGAAGUCCAGUGGAUCAGCAACCGCUAUCUGGACUUCAGCAACGAUGAAGUCAAAGACCGUGUCCUGAGCAACGUGGAGGGGAAGUUUCUGAUGGAGAGUGUACCGUUCAGCUGCUGCAACCCCGGCUCCCCCAGACCCUGUAUCCAGCACCAACUGACCAACAACUCAGCCCACUAUGACUACGACCACCACACCGAGGAGCUCAACAUCUGGACCCGGGGCUGCCGCGAGUCCCUGGUCGCCUACUACGGAGGCAUGAUGAACAGCAUCGGGGGCCUGAUGCUACUGUACAUCAUAUUGGAGGCAGGAGUGAUGGUGGGCUUACAGUACCUGACCACUUCUCUGGAGACUAUGGCCGAUCCAGAGAACCCGGAGAGUGAGAGCGAGGGCUGGCUCCUGGAGAAGAGUGUGAAGGAGACGGUGGCAGACGUCAUAGCAAAGAUCAAGGGCCUGGUCGGUGCAGGGAACCAUGUGGGGGAGGUUGAGGGGGUGGCCACUGUGAGUUGAAAGGGUCUCACCCAAAGGGACUAUCGACGGGAGCUCAAAGAGAAAUAGAAGGAGUGAGAGGAGAGACAUCUUCUCAGUGAAACAACACACAUAUUCAAACAUACACACACAGACAUAUCAAUGGACACAUGCACACACCCUAUGAAAAGUGAACAACUAAACCAACUCCUCACAUGAAGGGAGAACCAAACUCAAAAAUGUGAAUGUACAGAUGACGUCGGAAGUUUACAUACCCCUUAGCCAAAUACUAGUAAUUUGGCUAAGGUGUACGUAAAAAAAAAAAUAUAUAUAUAUAUAUCCCUCUCUUAGGUCAGUUAGGAUCACCACUUUAAUUUAAGAGUGUAAAAUGUCAGAAUAAUAGCAGAGAGAAUGAUUUAUUUCAGCUUUUAUUUCUUUCCCAGUGGGUCAGAAGUUUACAUAUACUCAAUUAGUAUUUGGUAGCAUUGCCUUUUAAUUGUUUAACUUGGGUCAAAUGUUUCGGGUAGCCUUCCAGAAGCUUCCCACAAUAAGUUGGGUGAAUUUUGGCCCAUUCCUCCUGACAGAGCUGGUGUAACUGAGUCAGGUUUGUAGGCCUCCUUGCUCACACACACUUUUUCAGUUCUGCCCACACAUUUUCUAUGGGAUUGAGGUCAGGGCUUUGUAAUGGCCACUCCAAUAGCUUGACUUUGUUGUCCUGAAGCC